Cornus florida is the source of this 815-nucleotide messenger RNA. RefSeq names its product E3 ubiquitin-protein ligase RHA2B-like. The record is from RefSeq and is a predicted model, not a curated record. Gene Ontology annotation, biological process: protein ubiquitination. Lineage: Eukaryota; Viridiplantae; Streptophyta; Magnoliopsida; Cornales; Cornaceae. The coding region runs from base 52 to 600 and encodes 182 amino acids. Gene Ontology annotation, molecular function: ubiquitin protein ligase activity. The transcript has a single exon.
UGUGUCUCCUUCCUUAUCCUUGUCAAGCUAGCUCAAAUUUUCUCAAGAAAUAUGAACUUCACUUGUGCAGUCACUAAAAUCCCAAAACUAGUAGUGACAGAGAUUCAAAAACUCCUAUCCCGUGUCAAUUUCAAACUCACACUCAUAUUCUGCUUGCAUACUAUUUUGAACAAAUGGUUGCCUUCAAAGCAUCAUUUUGACGAUGAUUCACCCGGGGAUCAUCGGCCAUCGUCGUUGUUGGUUCCCGUACCGGUCACAAGCCGAAUUGGGGUUGAAUUGAUAAAGAAGAAGUUGCCGGUGAUAGAAUUUUGCAGCUUUCUUGAAAGAGUGGACAUGGCUCGAGAAGGGUGCACCGAGUGUGCUAUUUGUUUAAGUAGUAUGGAGAGACGCGACGAGAUCAGAGAGCUAUUUAAUUGCUGUCACGCGUUUCACAGGCGUUGCCUGGAUGAGUGGGUUGAGAAGAGUCAUGUGACAUGCCCUUUGUGCAGGUCAAAGUUGUUGCCUCAUCAUUGGGAGGAUGGUAAUGGUGGAGAUGAUCCAUGGAGGGUGGAGAGGAUUGCUUACCUCUUUGGUGAGGACUAUGUAAUGGCUACAUGGUGAGUGGAACAUCAAUUUGUUGUAAUAUGUAGCUUUUUUGGGCACACUUUAAGGUUAUGUACCUCUGGAUGAGUCAAUUUCCAUGCAAAAAUCAAUGUUCGAAAACCCGAAACUCGGAUUCGAUAAGAAGCUUUCUGAGUAACCUUUCCAUUUCCAUCUUCUGGAUGUAUGAUAUUGAUCUUUUGAGAAACACAUAUUUCUGUUUUAGUAUUGUUGAA